This is a messenger RNA of Sordaria macrospora k-hell, 1089 nucleotides long. RefSeq lists its product as uncharacterized. Gene Ontology annotation, molecular function: fructose-bisphosphate aldolase activity; zinc ion binding. The record is from RefSeq and is a predicted model, not a curated record. Gene Ontology annotation, cellular component: cytosol. Gene Ontology annotation, biological process: glycolytic process; gluconeogenesis. NCBI's taxonomy places the organism in Eukaryota, Fungi, Ascomycota, Sordariomycetes, Sordariales, Sordariaceae.
AUGGGUGUCUUCGAUGAACUCAACCUUCCCGCUGGCGUCCUCUACGGCGACGACGUCCUGAAGCUUUUCCAGCACGCUCGCGCCAAUGGUUAUGCCAUUCCCGCCUGCAACGUCACUUCUUCCUCUACUGCCGUCGCUGCCCUCGAGGCUGCUCGUGACCAGAAGGCUCCCAUCAUCCUCCAGACUUCCCAGGGUGGUGCUGCCUACUUCGCCGGCAAGGGUAUCAAGGACUCUGCUGAGAAGCGUGAGGCCUCUGUUGCCGGUGCCAUCGCCGCUGCCCACUACAUUCGCUCCAUUGCCCCCAUCUACGGCGUCCCCGUCGUUCUCCACACCGAUCACUGCGCCAAGAAGCUCCUUCCUUGGCUCGACGGCAUGCUCGAUGAGGAUGAGAAGUUCUUCAAGGCCAACGGCGUUCCCCUCUUCUCUUCUCACAUGAUCGAUCUCUCUGAGGAGAGCGUCGAGGAGAACAUCGAGACCUGCGUCAGGUACCUCAAGCGCAUGGCGCCCAUGAAGCAGUGGCUCGAGAUGGAGAUCGGUAUCACCGGUGGCGAGGAGGACGGUGUUGACAACUCCGGCGUUGACAACGCUUCUCUCUACACUCAGCCCGAGGAUAUCUGGCAGAUCGAGCAGGCUUUCCGCCCCAUCUCCCCCUACUUCUCCAUUGCCGCUGGCUUCGGUAACGUCCACGGUGUCUAUGCCCCUGGCAACGUCAAGCUCCACCCCGAGCUCCUUGGCAAGCACCAGGCUUACGUUUCCGAGAAGCUUGGCGGUGAGGACAAGAAGCCCGUUUUCUUCGUCUUCCACGGCGGUUCCGGCUCCUCCAAGGAGGAGUACCGUGAGGCUAUCUCCCACGGUGUCGUCAAGGUCAACGUCGACACUGAUCUCCAGUGGGGCUACCUGACCGGUGUCCGUGACUACGUCGUCAACAACAUCGACUACCUCAAGACCCAGGUCGGCAACCCCGAGGGUGCCAACAAGCCCAACAAGAAGAAGUACGACCCCCGCGUCUGGGUUCGCGAGGGUGAGAAGACCAUGAAGGCCCGCGUUGAGGAGGCCCUCAAGGACUUCAACGCUUCCGGCUCUCUCUAA